This is a messenger RNA of Triticum aestivum (bread wheat), 3257 nucleotides long. Its product is annotated as zinc transport protein ZntB. Gene Ontology annotation, biological process: transmembrane transport; metal ion transport. The transcript has 9 exons. The coding region runs from base 520 to 1857 and encodes 445 amino acids. NCBI's taxonomy places the organism in Eukaryota, Viridiplantae, Streptophyta, Magnoliopsida, Poales, Poaceae. Gene Ontology annotation, cellular component: membrane. The record is from RefSeq and is a predicted model, not a curated record. Gene Ontology annotation, molecular function: metal ion transmembrane transporter activity.
GCUUCAAACUUGAAAUAUCCCGUACAUCGCCGCCGUUGCGUUCGCCGGCUUCUGCUGCUGCUGAUCGACACGAUGGACGGCGAGCCUCUGUGGCACAGGAGCUUCCCCGGCAACGUCAGGAAAGAGAUCAUUCACAGCCUCGGCAGCUCCACCAAGGAAGCCUCGCCGCAGUCCGACCUGUGGACCGGAGGCCUCGUCUGCGCCUUCGAGUUCGUCCGCGGCCACGGCUUCGCUAGCCCGCCCAAUCUCUCACGGAACAACUCAUCGCAAUACUCCAAAGACCAUUCAGCCAUGGAUCCCACGAAACUACCCAUCACCAAGUUGGGGGACGUUUCGUCUCAAGGCAUGUUUCUUGGUUUGAUUCCAUUUCGCGGUAGAAAGCCCGCUUGACAGACAGAUUGGCAACCGGUAGGUUCGGAGGACAGCGAGGAGCCGAGGCCGGCAUGCAAGCACGGCAAGGCGUCGCCGGAGAGCUACUGGGCGCCGAUCGGGUGGAGGAGGAUAGCGGAGCUGGUGGAGAUGGUGGAGGGGGACGCGGCGUGGGACGGACAGGGAAUGGGCGGCCUCAUGGACGACGGCGACCAGUGCUGCGAUAUCACCGUGGCCGAUGUCGCCGCGCCGUACUGGCAGAGGCCGGCGGGGCCGACCUGGUGGUGCCACGUGACGGCGGGACACCCGGCGGUGGACGCCUGGCUUGCCGGCGCGCGAUGGCUGCACCCGGCGAUCCGCGUGGCGCUCAGGGACGAGAGCAUGCUCAUCAGUGAGAAGAUGAAGCAUCUACUGUACGAGGUCCCCGUUAGAGUUGCAGGCGGCUUGCUGUUCGAGCUAUUGGGCCAGUCCGUGGGCGAUCCGGCCGGCGACGAGGAUGACAUUCCUAUUGUGCUCCGUGCAUGGCAAGCUCAAAAUUUUCUGAUAACAGCGCUUCAUGUGAAAGGUUCUGCGACCAACAUUAACGUCAUAGGGGUUACAGAGGUUCAGGAGCUUCUUUCUGCAUGUGGAAGCACAGCUCCUAAAAGUAUCCAUGAAGUUGUAGCGCAUUUGGCCUCCCGCCUUGCUCGAUGGGAUGACAGAUUGUGGCGCAAAUACGUGUUUGGUGCAGCCGAUGAAAUUGAAGUUAAAUUUGUAAACAGGAGAAAUCAAGAAGACCUAAACCUGCUGUGCAUAAUAUUUAACCAAGACAUUAGAAGGUUAGCCACUCAGGUUAUCAGGGUGAAAUGGUCACUGCAUGCUAGAGAGGAGAUAAUAUUUGAGCUGCUCCAGUAUCUGAGGGGAACCGCCACCAGGUUCUUGCUUGAAGGUAUCAGGAAAGACACAAGGCAAAUGAUAGAAGAGCAAGAGGCUGUCCGUGGCCGGUUGUUCACCAUCCAGGAUGUGAUGCAGAGCACUGUGCGUGCCUGGUUGCAGGAUAAGAGCCUUCGCAUCACACAUAACCUGACCAUUUUUGGUGGGUGUGGCCUCAUUCUGUCAAUCAUCACCGGAUUGUUUGGGAUCAACGUGGACGGCAUCCCAGGAGCUAAAAACACUCCAUAUGCUUUUGCAUUGUUCUCCGGGCUUCUGUUCGUGAUUGGGUUCAUGCUGAUCAUCGUCGGAAUCGUCUAUUUCGGACUGCAGAAACCGGUCAGUGAUGAGCAGGUCCAAGUGAGAAAGUUGGAGCUCCAGCAGCUAGUCUCCAUGUUCCAGCACGAGGCCGAGACACACGCCAAAGUGAGAGAAGGAGUCCUGAGGAGCGACUUGCCUCCUAGAGCAGCUGAUCUCAUCUAUGACAAUGUGCGUAAACUUGGAAGGUAUUUCCCGUUCGAAGCAAAGUGUGAGCCACCGCUUCAAGGUUACCACUUGGUUUCGCUUUGCACCCUGUAGUAGCGAGAUGUGAGGUGAAGAGAGCAGCCGCAAAUGCGGUUGGUUCGUUGCAGCGUGUAGACAAGUUCUGAAGAAACUCCCAAGCGUGUUGCACCCUUUUCAGGGGACGGCACACGGCAGCCUUUAAGACGAAGAUCUACCAUCGUCGCAUCUCUGUAAAGUCUGCGUGUAUGUGGUCUCACUAGUGUUUCCUCGAGCAAUCACUCUCAUGAUCAGGUGAUAUUCACGUGGCCAGAGCCCUCGAUGUGAGUCUUAGCUUUACUUUCACAUGGACAGCAAGAGGGAGGCCGAUGUUUUUUCUUGUGCAUGCGGAUAUCUUAUUAAAAGUGCCAAUCAAAACAAAGUCUGACAUCCAGUGCAGCUCUCGGAAGGUGCACAAAGGGAGAAAAAAAGGCUACAAUCGGCAAAAAAACAAGACAAGAUGACUAAAUUCCUAUUCUAUUAUUGGAUCGUCAUCUAAAUCGGUUGUAUAUAUCCCAUGCUACCGUCUCCCAGUGGUUGCACUCAAUAACCAAAAGCUCCAUGUAGUCCCUACCGUCUCCCAACACUGAGGCCGAUGUAGCUGCAACUUUCCAAGUGCCACUUCCUGUCUCGAAAUGUUCAAAUGUUUCUCUAUAGUGUUUGUGGAGUCAGAACAACUAUAGCAAUAGUCCCUCAAAACCGGGUAAGGGGGUACAAAAUUCGUUUUCAAGAGUUAAACCGGACCUAGCCAAACCUUAAUCCGGCUUAACUGCUCGAAACUUUUACUCCUAGCUUCUACCGUGGCUCAAUCUCAGGAUAUAUCACCCCUUCCCCGCGCUUGUACUACAUCGACGUCCGCGCCGCCAAAAUCCAGCAUAGCACUCGCCCUCCCAUGCCUGGCACUUCCAAUUAACCGGUGCCGCCCUCGACUCCCCCGAAAUGGCAGGAUUUAGCCGUCAGAGGUUACCACCGCUGAUUUGAAGUGUCGAUACGUACCGCAACACGCAGGCGAUCCGAGCAUGCGGCGACGCGUCACCCUCUCGCUCCUACACUGACUUGCUACAGCCGCCGCUGAAGAGGAAGUACUACGGCAUGUGGCAGCGGCCGUAGGAGGCAUGGGCUUUGUAAAUAAAGGACCAAAACACCGGUCGCCGGUACUGGAUUGACUCCUUCCAGUCGGCGGAGCAGGCGGUGAGUCUCUACGGCAGUCGGGCGAAGAUCAACUUCACUCGUAGCGGCCGUGAUGUCCUCGAGUUCCUCGCCAUCGACCCUCGAGUGGUUUCCCGUCGCGAGGUGCGGGAGAAUCAGGAGGCCUUCGAGCGUCUCGAGGUGGUGCACGUCGAUGAGGUGUACAUGGUCGAGCUCCUCCUGGAUAAUUUGGAGCUCGUCGUCGAGGAGCGUCGGCGUCUCGAGCUGUACAAUAAGGGGGAUACCGACAA